Molecule: messenger RNA, 876 nt
Organism: Theileria orientalis strain Shintoku
Lineage: Eukaryota; Apicomplexa; Aconoidasida; Piroplasmida; Theileriidae
Product: RNA-binding motif protein, X-linked 2
Exons: 4
Coding region: 1-876 (291 amino acids)
Biological process (GO): mRNA splicing, via spliceosome
Cellular component (GO): catalytic step 2 spliceosome; precatalytic spliceosome; U2 snRNP
Molecular function (GO): RNA binding
Source: RefSeq, a predicted model, not a curated record
AUGUCAGUUACCGGUCCCGCAGCCAAUACAAACGCAAUUUCGCGUUUGUCUGAGUUGGAGCUAAAACGGGGAACUUUAGGGGAGGGAUCAUGGCAUCACCAGUACAAGGAUUCGUGUUACAUUUUCAUAGGAGGCUUAGAUACCAGGAUGACCGAGGGGGACAUUAUUAUUGUUUUUUCGCAGUUUGGCGAUCCAAUUGACAUAAAUUUGAAAAGGGACAAAAUUACAGGAAAAUCGCUUGGAUACUGCUUUUUGGGCUACAGGGAUCAGCGGAGCACCAUUCUGGCAGUCGAUAACUUCAACGGUUCCACUUUGCUUGGACGGAGGAUUCGUGUGGACCAUGUGAUGGACUAUAAGGCGCCCGUUGAAUACGAAGAUGAGCUCGAUGAGGAGGGAAAUAAGAUUCCCAAGGAGUACAAGCCCACUGGAGCUGAGGGCGCAGGCCUAGAUAAGUACUAUGUCACAAAGAGUGAAAUGAUGCUAAGGGAGACCUCGAGGACCAAAAGGAGUCCCCAAGCCUCGGUUGAAAUGGACGAAGAUGAGCGAUGGGCCCUCGAAUUUGAAGAGACGCUGAAGAAAAACAAGGAAUCUGAGGACGAUUCUCAUAGGGGCCGCGACCAUAAACACAAACAUAAGCACUCGCGUGCCGGUGUGUCCCAUGAACGGACGAGGCACCAGGACAGAGACUCCAGAAGGGACAAACUUGACGACAGGAAACUCCACCGGAGGCAUAGGCUCAGCUCAAAAAGUAGGAGUCGUAGCGAAAGCCGGGACCGAGAUCGGCGCAGGCGAGAACGUCGCAGAAGUCGCAGCAGCUCGGAAGAAAGAUACCACAGACACCGAAAGUCGAGUCGACACAGACGUGAAUCUCCAUGA